Anopheles marshallii is the source of this 2199-nucleotide messenger RNA. RefSeq names its product beta-glucuronidase. NCBI's taxonomy places the organism in Eukaryota, Metazoa, Arthropoda, Insecta, Diptera, Culicidae. Gene Ontology annotation, biological process: carbohydrate metabolic process; glucuronoside catabolic process. Bases 1 to 2199 code for a protein of 732 amino acids. The record is from RefSeq and is a predicted model, not a curated record. Gene Ontology annotation, molecular function: beta-glucuronidase activity; carbohydrate binding. The transcript has 10 exons.
AUGGCCGAAGAAGGAGGAUUCAGUAGCGUAAUGCGAUUAGUCGCGUGUAGUCGCGGUUCCGCUGGUGCAAGUGCUAACGAAGCGAGAGAUAAUGAGGCCGGCAGUGAAAGUGAGAAUGCGGCAGUUCCAGAACGGCAUAAGAAACCGAAACGCGCUAUGAUAACAGGUGAUUGCAUACACUCGAACAGAGUGGUGACGUUUGCUGUUAUGGGCAUGAUUGGUUGCAUGGUAAACGUAGUAUUUGGAGCAAUGUACACCACAGGCAACGAAUCCUCAACAGAGGGUCUCCUCUAUCCGAUUGAAUCGGAAACGCGUGAAAUGAAGAAACUGGACGGUAUGUGGAACUUUGUGCGCUCGGACAGCAACAAUCCGGCACAGGGCAUCCGUGAGAAGUGGUACAUGGAUGAUUUGGCCCGGCACCGCAAAACGAUCGGUAUGCCCGUGCCGAGCAGCUACAACGAUCUCACGGAGGAUGCAGCCCUUCGCGAUCACGUCGGAACGGUGUGGUACGAUCGCAAGUUUUUCGUCCCGAGGGCAUGGUCGAAGGGAGACGAUCGAGUAUUCAUACGCUUCGGUUCCGUGCAUUACUCUACAACUGUGUGGAUUAACGGUGUGGAGGUUGUUAAACACGAGAUUGGACAUCUUCCUUUCGAAGCGGACGUAACGAACGUUCUCAAGUACGGUGAGGAGAACCGCAUAACCGUGCUGUGUGACAAUGUGCUGCUUCAGGUGACAAUUCCUCAGGGCAAAGUUGAUAAUCAGCCAAUUGACAAUGGCGUGGAGUUGGUCCAAUCGUACACGUUCGAUUUCUUCAACUAUGCGGGAAUUCAUCGCUCCGUUGUGCUAUACACGGUGCCGCGGGUUUACAUAAAAGACGUGGCGGUCCACACCAGCUACGAAGGGGAGCAAGGACGGAUCGACUAUCAGGUCACGAUCAAUACGAACGAGACCGAAAAGCUCCAUCUGACGGUGAAGCUGUACGAUCGCAAUGGAACGCACGUCAGCACGGACGAAUCGGACGCGAAUCUUCAGGGAUCGGUUGCCAUUCCGCAGGUGAAACUCUGGUGGCCGUACCUGAUGGAUCCGGAACCGGGCUAUCUCUACACAAUGGAGAUCUCGCUGGGAACAGCCCAAUCGAACGAGGCACCUACUGAUACCAAGGAGAAACAGGUGCUAGAUGUCUAUCGGAUGAAGGUUGGCGUCCGGACGCUAGAAUGGAACAACAGUACGUUCCUCAUAAACGGAAAGCCCAUUUACUUCAGAGGAUUUGGACGUCACGAGGAUUCUGAUAUCCGUGGCAAGGGAUUAGAUUUAGCGCUACUCACCAAAGAUUUCAACCUGCUCAAAUGGGUCGGGGCCAAUGCGUACCGGACGUCACACUAUCCCUACUCGGAGGAGAGCAUGCAGUUUGCGGACGAGCAUGGCAUCAUGAUCAUCGACGAGUGUCCUAGCGUAGACACUGAGAAUUAUUCGCAGAUACUGCUUGAAAAACAUAAAUCCAGCAUAGAGCAGCUAGUUCAUCGUGACCGCAACCAUCCCAGUGUGGUGAUGUGGUCUAUCGCUAAUGAACCUCGCACUGGCAAUUUAAAAGCGGACGCUUACUUUGCGGCAGUUGCCACAUAUACCAAACAGCUAGAUCCGACACGACCAAUUACAGCCGCCAUUGCCGUUAACGUAAAUGAUGAUGUUGCUGCAAAACAUCUGGACAUCGUUAGCUUUAACCGAUAUAACGCAUGGUACGCUAAUUCGGGCAAACUUAACAUGAUCACCAAUCGCGUCAUUGAGGAAGCAGAGGCUUGGAACAAGAAACACAAUAAGCCGAUCUUAAUGUCCGAGUACGGUGCCGAUACACAGGAAGGGCUUCACACGCUUCCAGCCUACAUCUGGUCGGAGGAUUACCAAACACGCGUGUUCAGUCAGCACUUUAAGGCGUUCGAUGCCCUCCGGAAGAAGAACUUCUUCAUCGGAGAGUUUGUGUGGAACUUUGCAGAUUUCAAAACUGCCCAAACGUACACACGCGUCGGUGGCAAUAAGAAAGGCAUUUUUACCCGUAAUAGGCAACCGAAGGCUGCCGCCUACCUGUUGCGCCAACGGUAUUACGCACUGGGUGAGCUAGGUACGAGUUACCUUCCGGAUGAUCUGUUCCUGUACACAGCACCGGAAAACAAACAUUUGGAAAGCGAGCGUACAGAACUGUAG